Molecule: messenger RNA, 4021 nt
Organism: Stegostoma tigrinum
Lineage: Eukaryota; Metazoa; Chordata; Chondrichthyes; Orectolobiformes; Stegostomatidae
Gene: ppm1da
Product: protein phosphatase, Mg2+/Mn2+ dependent, 1Da
Exons: 6
Coding region: 145-1764 (539 amino acids)
Biological process (GO): protein dephosphorylation
Cellular component (GO): cytosol; nucleus
Molecular function (GO): mitogen-activated protein kinase binding; protein serine/threonine phosphatase activity; cation binding
Source: RefSeq, a predicted model, not a curated record
GAGGAGGAGGCGGGGCGGGGGUUUGCGCCUGGUCUGAGCAUGCCCAAAGCUUCGGGACAUAAACAAUAACCGGGAGCCGGGCGGCGGCGGAGGCGGCAGUGACAGGCCCCGGGUCGGACGGUACCGCGGAUACGGCAGGACAGGAUGGAGGAUCACAGUCUGUUCACGCUGCGGGUCAGUGUACAUUCCGAUCAGGGCGGCAGGAAGUACAUGGAGGAUGUGACCCAGGUGGUGAUCGAGCCGGAGGCCGAGCCCGGAGAGGUGGAUAGCGAGGAGGAGUCGGCAGCCGGCGGCGGGGAACAUCGGCCCGGGCACCGGCCCAAGCCUCCUCGGCCCCGACCCGGGGUGGCUUUCUUCGCCGUCUUCGACGGUCACGGCGGCCGGGAAGCGGCGGUGUUUGCCCGCGACAAUCUCUGGAAAUGCAUCAAGAAGCAGCGGGGCUUCCUGUCGGAGGAUCCCGAGGAAUUCCGGGGGGCGAUCCGCAAAGGCUUCAUCGCCUGUCACUACGCUAUGUGGAAAAAGCUCCCUGAGUGGCCAAAGACGAUGACCGGGCUCCCCAGCACAUCUGGCACCACAGCAAGUGUUGUCAUCAUCUGCCGAAACAAGAUGUACGUUGCCCAUGUGGGAGAUUCUGGCGUAGUCCUGGGUGCUCACGAUGGCUCAAGCGAGGCCCGGGGGGAGAGGGAAAGGGUGGUCCAGGCUCUGGAGGUGACGCAGGACCACAAGCCUGAGCUUCCCAAAGAGAAGGAGAGAAUUGAAGGGCUUGGAGGCAGUGUCAUCAACAAGUCCGGAGUGAACCGUGUGGUGUGGAAGAGACCGCGCCUGACCCACAAUGGACCUGUGCGCCGGAGUACGGUGAUUGAUCAGAUCCCUUUCCUGGCUGUGGCCAGAGCACUGGGCGAUCUGUGGAGUUACGAUUUUUACAGUGGUGAGUUUGUGGUCUCACCAGAACCAGACACCAGUGUUCACACGAUUAACUGCCAUGACCACAAGUACAUCAUCCUUGGCAGUGAUGGGCUGUGGAAUAUGAUCCCAGCCCAGGACGCUGUCACCAUCUGCCAUGACAACGAAGACAGGAAGCGAUUGUUGGAGGAGCCAGGACCUACGGGUGCUAAACUCCUGGUCACCCGUGCCCUGGGCCGGUGGAGGCAACGGAUGCUGCGAGCUGACAACACCAGUGCUGUGGUGAUAUGCAUUGACCCACCCUCCCAAGGAUAUGACCGACUCUGCGCUGAAGAGCUGCGGCUCAAGCUGACCAAUGGCUCAAUCCACCAGAUGGAGGAAUCUGGUCUUGCCCUCCCAUCUCCCUGCACUGCACCACCACUAAAGGCACCAGAUGAUAUUUCUCCACAUUGGUUCUGUUCUGGUUUUGUUCCUGUGCUGACAAGAAGAGAUACGAAGUGCAGGAGGAGCUCACCACCACCUGCUGUUGUCACUACGUUGAUGGAGCCGAGAGAUGGGGCUGCAGAGAACAGAGUAGGGGAGGGGCGCAGGGUGACCUGGGCCAGUGCUGGCUUCAAGAGGACACUGGAAGAAUUGAAUGGGACGACACCGGUCUCUGUGUCCAAGAGAUUAAAACCUCGACACAGGCGCAACAGUGGGGGAGGGGCAACAGGCUCAUCAAAGCCAAUGACUGGGAACCCAGUGCUUUCCUCCAGGCGCAGAAAUCCAGAGAAACCAGCAAUGAGGAGGAGCUUGAGGGGCCAACGAAGACUGAGGAACCCAUUGUUGCAGCAGCACAGGAAGACUAUCUGUGUGUGCUGAUAUGGAGCAUAUCAGGGCCCUUGUGGCUUCAGGAGGGGUGUACAAGAUGGUGGUCUUUAUGGGCCCUUAAUGCCAAUUAAUCAUUCUAAUCUGUAAAGAGAGAAAAGAACCCCAUUUGACCCUUGAUUCUGUUAAUGUCUGUACAUUUUUACUUUGGUUUGUUAACAGCAAUAUUCCUGCACCAUUUCAGCAGUUUUACUAUAUAUUUUAUUCCCCCGCACUAUGCACAGAUCUGCAGGAAUGUACUGUGAUCUUAUAGCUCUCACCAGCCUUUCAGCUGCUCUUGCUCUCUGUCUGAGAUCUCUUGGGAAGUAAAGAAAAAUAAUGUUUUGAUUAAUUGAAUGAUGAAGUAAUUCUCCCCACCCCUUCUGUUCUGAUAAUGCUUGAUCAGGAAUGACUUCUUCCCUCAGUCCAUUGCUUUCAUGGCUGUGGUUUGCUGCCCUGGCACAAAUUGGAGAUGGUUUCUGCUGGUUGGUUAUUCCAACAAUUCGUCCCAGUUUGAUUGCUGAUGUCAAAUUCCCACACCUCUUGCUGUUGGGUUGAAAUCUGCCAAUGACUGAAGCAAGCCAAACUUGGCCCCCAUGAAUACCGUGUCAAGUUGCCGUGGUUUCCAUUGAACAUCAGUUUCUUGUUUGCAGUGUGGUUAAUCAGUGGUUCUGGACUGGUGGUUGGGAUAUGGGAGCGGUACCUGCUUGGCUAAUUGAAAUGGGGUUGGGAAUGAAUGCAGAGCUCUCAAUUGCAUGUUAUUGCUGUUACCUGCAAUCCAUGAUGUCUAUUAGCUGCAAUUAACUAGCUCUGCUCAUUUAAAACACCAUAGGAGUGCUGUGUCUGGCACUUUGUAGCUCACACAGGGAUCAGGAUGAAAGACAAGCAGAUUGAUUGAUUUGCCAGUGUUUGAAUCCAUCUCCCUGUCCUUGCUGGAUAUUUCCUCUAUGGUUAGGUUCUGGCAAUUGCUCCAUAGCUCCAUCAUGUCAGCAAAGUGUGCCAGGUUACUUGGGCUUGAGUGGAGUGGUCUGAUCUCGCCAUUCGUGUGAAGUUUGAGCUGAAUUAGCAGAGGGGCACUGGAGGCUGAAAGGUGAUUAACACUUAGACUAAGAGCUCUUGGUGAGCUAGAUGUGUUGAUGCUUACCGGUACUGUACUUACCAGAUCAGUCAGAAAAUCAAGGAGUGGGAAAUUAGCCCAUGCUGUACCAAUGUAAGAACCCCAACAACUCCUGCUUUUUAAAAGUCUACACCAAUCUGUUUUAACUGGUUUUUUUGCCUUGGUGGAUAAUUUUAACUAAUUUAAUAUUUUGAUUAGGGAUUUCUCCAGUGAACAAAUGCUCGAGCUGCAAAAAUAAUAGUUUUAGAUGAAUUCCUUUUGACAUUUGGAAACACUUUCACCAUGUGCAAAAGAUAAAGUUUAAACACCACAUAUUCCUUUGAGUGACCAUUACUUUGUUUCACCAGUUCAGUGUGCUUAACUAUAUUUCAGUGAUCAAAGUUAUUGUCCUUCUGACAAUGAGGUCACAACUUACAGUUGUUUCCAGGCUUGCAGUGGGUGCUUUUUUAAAAUUUGACAGCCUUCAGAUUUUGCCCAGGAAGCUCAAUGUGUUCCCUCUUGACUUUGAAGGGCUGUACCAUUAACCGUAUGACUGAAUCCCCAGGGCAUCACACUCUGGAUAAAUAAAAUGUGGACUAGCUUCUAGACUCCCUUGGUUUUGAACUAAGUGAUCACCAUGUAGUUUCUAGUUCUUUUUUAUUUUUUAAAGAUGGCUGAGAGCAGAGAAGUGCUUAAAAUGAAUGAUUUUUGGUUUUAGGUGGGCAAGGGAGGAGGGGAUCUUGGGAAUUAGUGGGACUUACCUGUCUGUGAACAUUAUCAGCUCUGCUGAGUUAGAAAGUCUCUUCUCUGCUGAGGUGAGACGGAAAGGGAAGAGGGUCAGAGCAGCAAGCUGUCCAUAUCUGACUGAUCCACCUGGCUGGCAGAAUGGCCACCUCCUGUUCCUAAUCCAGACCUUUUAUUUCUACAGUUGUGGGAGAAGAGGAUGAGAAAGGAAAUAAUUGUGUUGUGCAUCGCAAAUCUUGUCACUCAACCUGUUCUCCAUUGUUAUUGAGGGUGUGUUCUCCUUAAUCCCUCGUAUUGAUGGUGCUGCUACAUUUACACAUGGGAGUUUACUAAUUUUGUAUUAAUAUAUAUGUGUGUAUAAUAUAUAUAUAUAUAUAUUUGAAAACUGUUUCCAAGUAUUAGCCUAUUGUUACUGUGUUUUGCUAAAUAAAA